CUUCAAUCUCAGGAUACCCUCACUCGCCAACUUUCCGUCAACCGUCUCCCAGUUGCGACAAAAUCCGACAAGAUGGCCAAGUCGAAGAACGCGUCUCAGCACCACAACAGCCAGAAGGCUCACCGUAACGGUAUCAAGAAGCCUAAGACCAACCGUUACCCCUCCCUCAAGGGUGUCGACCCCAAGUUCCGCCGCAACCACAGACACGCUCUUCAUGGCACCAUGAAGGCUCUGAAGGAGCGCAAGGAGGGCAAGCGCGAGGUCGCAUAAAUCAGGUCCACUACUAAAUAAUAUAGAAAAGACCCGAAAAAUUCUGAAAUGAGAGCGAUUUCGAUCUAGUCGGCAGCUGUUUCUUUUACCCUUUACUCUCCCACGUGCGAUGACAAUGAAAGCGUCCCUCCUGUCCUGUCGGAUAGCCUGGCUGGGCUGGUUCCGCGACGGUUGUUAUAUACAAUAACCAACCCCCAAGUCCCAUUCUUCGAUCCACGCCAUCAUCCUCCCUUUCCUGGCUCUGUGAUUUCUCCUUGAUCAGAUUCGAGGAAUGGGCUGGUCGAUUGAUGGAAGUAGUUCUGCUUUUGCGUUUUGUUUUGUUUCGUUAUUCAGGCAUAUGUGUGUACAGCACCGCGGUUUCACCCCGUACGCGUUAGCUGAAGGAUUUAUCAACGUGCCGAGAUCAGAUCCCAAGCCCUCCAAUUACCAAACACCCUACAUCUCGUUUUCUUAUGGUCGAGGGUGCAUGGACGGAGGGCUACAGAUUGUUCGUAGUUUUUUCAAGAGUUUUGAGAAUCCAUAUGAUUCAAUAUUAUGCAAUGCAACGCUUAU
This is a messenger RNA of Aspergillus candidus, 822 nucleotides long. RefSeq names its product 60S ribosomal protein eL29. Gene Ontology annotation, biological process: cytoplasmic translation. Lineage: Eukaryota; Fungi; Ascomycota; Eurotiomycetes; Eurotiales; Aspergillaceae. Gene Ontology annotation, cellular component: cytosolic large ribosomal subunit; ribosome. The record is from RefSeq and is a predicted model, not a curated record. Bases 73 to 270 code for a protein of 65 amino acids. Gene Ontology annotation, molecular function: structural constituent of ribosome. The transcript has 4 exons.